CGUACAUUUCUAAUCUAGACUCAUAUAGACCAGAGACAUCCAGUCCAGGACGGCUGCUGAAAGAAAGUAACAGACAAGGAAUGGAAGAGAGUGAUUAUGUGCCUCUUUUCGAAACGAAACCAGUCAGGGGACGUCUCCUCUACCGUCUGUACACUUGUUCAAUCUUUUUAGCUAUCUGCUCAAUCUUCUUCUACAGAGUGAGCUACUUUCCAGCGGACGGGGGAGCUCGAAGAAUAGCGUGGCUUGGAUUGUUUCUUUCAGAAAUUUGGUUCACUUGUUACUGGUGUAUCACAGUCAUCGUCAGAUGGAAUCCUGUUCAUCGUUACACUUUCAAAGACAGACUCUCUUGCAGGUACGAGAAGUUUUUACCUGGUGUAGACGUGUUUGUUUGCACGGCGGAUCCAACAAUAGAGCCGCCGGUUAUGGUGAUGAACACGGUUUUAUCAAUCAUGGCUUAUGAUUACCCGGCGGAGAAGCUGAGUGUGUAUUUAUCUGAUGACGGUGGGUCGGAUUUAACCUUCUACGCCUUGUUAGAAGCCUCGCUUUUUGCGAAGCAUUGGUUGCCGUUUUGCAGGAAAUUCGGCGUUGAACCGAGAUCACCGGAGGCUUAUUUUCAGACUGCAACUAGACCGGUUGAGGAUAACGAGUGGUGUUCAAUCAAGAGAUUAUAUGAAGACAUGAAGGAAAGAAUUGAAACCGCCACGAAACUCGGUCAAAUUCCAGAAGUAAUUCGAAAACAACACAAAGGAUUCCGCGAAUGGGACUUUGUUUCUAGUCGUCAUGAUCAUCAGACCAUUCUUCAAAUCCUGGUCGAUGGAAGAGACAGUGAGGCUGUUGAUGUUGAAGGUCAAGGUCUGCCGACUCUGGUGUACUUGGCGCGCGAGAAGCGGCCUGACUAUCACCAUAAUUUCAAAGCAGGAGCCAUGAACGCACUGAUGAGGGUGUCAUCAAUGAUAAGCAAUGGUGAAAUUAUUCUUAAUGUUGACUGUGACAUGUACUCGAACAAUUCGGAGAUUGUAAGAGAUGCUUUGUGCUUCUUCAUGGAUGAGAAGAAGGGAAAUGAGAUUGGUUUCCUACAGUAUCCUCAGGCAUUCUACAAUCUCACAGCUAAUGAUAUUUAUGCAAGUUCAUUGAGUGUAGAAAAUCUGGUGGAGCUUCCUGGGAUGGACGGAAAUGGAGGACCUUGCUACAUUGGUACUGGAUGCUUUCACAGGAGAGAAGCUCUUUGUGGGAAGAAAUACAGCAAGGACUAUAAGGUAGAUUGGAAGAGAGUAAAUCUCACAAAGAUUGAGAAUUGCAGAACAAGUUUCUCCGAAGAAACAUGCAAAGUUCUUGCAAGUUGCACCUACGAACACAACACAGUCUGGGGAAAAGAGAUGGGUCUAAAAUAUGGCUGUCCGGUGGAGGAUGUAAUCACAGGGUUAUCAGUACAAAGCAGAGGAUGGAGAUCAUUGUACUCCAUUCCCAAAAGACCUGGUUUCCUUGGUGUUGCACCUACAACAUUGUUGCAGUCAUUGGUACAACACAAGAGUGGGGUGAGGGUGAUUUACAGAUUUUUCUCUCACACUACUGUCCUUUCAUUUAUGGACAUAAAAAAAUCCCCCUCAAGCUGCAAAUUUCUACUGUAUUUACUUGCUCUGGCUGCAAAUUCCUGCCAACUUCUCUAUGUCACUGCUGCCGAUCUCUGCAACAUACCAUUCGAUCUUUUUGCUUUGCUGGUUUGCAUAUAA
This is a messenger RNA of Carica papaya (papaya), 1730 nucleotides long. The record is from RefSeq and is a predicted model, not a curated record. Lineage: Eukaryota; Viridiplantae; Streptophyta; Magnoliopsida; Brassicales; Caricaceae.